Molecule: messenger RNA, 7068 nt
Organism: Penicillium daleae
Lineage: Eukaryota; Fungi; Ascomycota; Eurotiomycetes; Eurotiales; Aspergillaceae
Product: type I polyketide synthase
Exons: 8
Coding region: 1-7068 (2355 amino acids)
Biological process (GO): secondary metabolite biosynthetic process; fatty acid biosynthetic process
Molecular function (GO): phosphopantetheine binding; fatty acid synthase activity; oxidoreductase activity
Source: RefSeq, a predicted model, not a curated record
AUGGGCGACUUCAAUUAUGGCCCCGUGGAUGAGGUUGGUGAUAUUGCCAUCAUUGGCCUAUCCUGUCGAUUCCCAGGUAGCGCCUCAGACCCAGAGAAGUUUUGGGAGUUACUAUCAAACAAAAGAUCGGCAGCGAGAAUUAUUCCAUCCGACCGCUACAAUGUUGAUGCAUUCCAUCAUACGGCCAGCGAGAAACUGAAUACACUCAGCGCGCGCAAUGGACAUUUUCUCGACGAGGAUGUCGCGGCAUUUGAUGCACCCUUUUUUAGUAUCACGGCGCAAGAAGCCACCGCUAUGGACCCUACAGCUCGACUACUGCUUGAGGUGACCUACGAGGCCAUGGAAGCAGCUGGCCUGCCCAUGGAGAGCCUCGUCGGAAGCCAGACUAGCUGCCAUGUCGGCUGCUUCACACGCGACUACCAUGAAAUGUUGAUGCGUGAUGCAGAGACAGCCCCGAUGUACGCUGGCACAGGCACGGGGUUUUCGUUGCUUGCAAACCGUAUUUCUUGGUUCUUCGACUUGCGCGGUGCUAGCAUGACCCUCGACACAGCUUGCUCAUCCAGCCUGGUUGGCCUACAUCUUGCUUGUCAAGGUUUACGCACGGGCGAAGCCACCACUGCCAUAGUGUGCGGCUCCAACUUGAUUCUCAGCCCGGAUCUUGCUAUGUGGCUGGCAAACCUGCGGAUGACCUCAACCGAUGGCCUCUCUCGUUCCUUUGCCGAGGGAGUUACGGGUUAUGGCCGAGGUGAGGGUAUUGCGACUCUGAUUCUCAAGCCUGCUCGCGAUGCUCUACGUGAUGGAGAUCCGAUACGAGCCAUUAUCCGUGGCACUGGUGCCAACCAGGAUGGCCAUACCACGAGCAUUACCGUGCCUAAUCGUGAGGCCCAGGCCAGCCUAAUUCGCUCUACCUAUCUUUCCGCGGGUCUGGAUGUUGCUCAGACUGCAUACUUUGAGGCACAUGGAACAGGCACAGGGGUGGGUGAUCCACUCGAGUUGGGAGCGGUGGCACAGGCCAUUAGUAUGAAACGAACAUCAGAAAAUCCUCUAUACGUCGGAUCGGUCAAGUCGAAUAUUGGCCAUCUGGAGGGCGCCGCCGGACUUGCGGGGGUGAUCAAGUGUAUAUUGAUGAUGGAGCACGGUGUUAUCGCUCCUAACAUCCAUUUUGAAACACCUAACAAGCGAAUCCCAUUCGCUGACUGGCACAUUGCUGUUCCGACUGAACUCACGCCUUGGCCAAUACAUCAGCCCAAGCGGGUGAGUAUCAAUUCAUUUGGUUAUGGUGGCACCAACGCACAUGUUAUUCUCGAUCAUGCCGACGAGUGGAUGGCUGCCAGAGGGUUUUGUCCUCUAAACGUCAACGAGAACCAGGAUGCGGACCCUAAGCUGUUUGUGCUCAACGCCCCAACGGAAUCAGCCUUGCAAAGGAUGAUGGACCGCAGCGGAAAUUUCAUCCGUACAGAACUGGCUGAGAAUCGCCCAAUUUCCCUCAACUGCCUAGCAUUUACCUUGAGCGAUAGGCGGUCCUUAUUUCCCUGGAAAGGGUUUGCAGUUGCUAGCAGCGCCCCUGAACUCGCCGAGAGUUUGCCCCCAGCUGGACAGCGGAAGCAGGAGAUACUUGCCCACGCGCCGCGACAGGCCCGCUUGGCAUUCGUCUUUACUGGUCAGGGUGCUCAGUACUCCAGAAUGGGCAUUGAGCUGUGGAAGUACCCAGUCUUCCGUGCCAGUGUCGAGGCAGCAGACCAGUAUUUGGGAACCGAACUGGCAAGUGGAUGGUCGGUUGUCGCAGAGUUUGGGGCAACUGAAACAACUUCACAGAUCAAUCGAGCCCAUCUCAGCCAACCGCUCUGCACCGUGUUGCAAAUUGCUCUGAUUGACCUGCUGCACUCAUGGGAUGUGAUUCCCGCUUCGGUGGUGGGCCAUUCUAGUGGCGAAAUCGCGGCUGCGUACUGCUACGGCGCGCUCUUGAGAGAGGACGCUUGGAAAAUCGCUUACUAUCGAGGCCAAGUCUGUGAAUUGUUGACAAGUGAUCCAGAACAUGCCCCAGGAGCUAUGCUGGCUGUUGGCCUCUCUGUAGAAGAUGUACAGAUUCAUGUCAACGCUGUCUCCACAGGCACCAUUGCUGUCGCUUGCAUCAACUCACCAGCCUCAGUCACUAUUUCUGGUGAUGCCCCAGGGAUCGAUGAGCUGCAGAAAGCUCUGAGUUCCGCCGGGGUGUUCUGUCGCCGGCUGAAAGUGGAUUUAGCUUACCACUCGCAUCAUAUGCAACGUGUGGCUGAGAUCUACGCGAAGCACAUUGCAGAUAUUCAGCCCGUUGCUACCACUAGCUCUGUUCAGAUGUUCUCCAGUGUAACGGGCAAGCAGAUCAGCUCAGAUCAGCUUGGUCCGGCCUACUGGAUUCAAAACUUGGUUUCUCCCGUGCAAUUUCUCGACGCGGUAUCGAAUCUCUUGCAGAAUGACCCAUCUAGACGGCGCCGACGCCCUCGCCAUGGCGAGUCAGCCAUGGAUAUGUUGUUGGAGAUUGGGCCGCACGCCGCUCUACGCGGUCCGCUACGUCAAAUUUUACAACAGCAUGAUCUCUCACAAAUUUCUUAUACCUCAGUUCUACAACGCGGCAAAGAUUCAAUUCAGUCUGCCGUUUCUGCCGCCGGCGAAUUAUACAUUCACGGAGUGCCUGUUUGCGUUCGGGUUGUGAACCGGCUGGCCUCAUCCUUGAUACCACUGACGAACUGGCCUUCGUAUCCAUGGGAUCAUUCACGUCGAUACUGGGCCGAAUCCCGUCUUAGUCGCAACUACAGACAGCGUCAGUUCGGCCGCCAUGACUUGCUAGGAGCGCCAGCUGCGGAUUCUAGCUCGUCACAACCACGCUGGCGGAAUAUUCUUCGUGUUCAAGAGCAACCAUGGCUGCGAGAUCAUGUUGUAGACGGACGCAUUCUAUACCCAGCGGCAGGUAGCCUUGCGAUGGUUAUUGAGGCCAUUCGCCAAAUCACACCCGCAGAACGGGAUGUAGCCAGUAUUCAUAUUGAGCAAACCCGAAUCACCAAGGCUAUUAUCAUCCCUGAUGACUCGACUGGAGUCGAAGUCGUGCUUCAGCUGAUCCAUGAUAGUGGAACAACAUCCUCCAGCGCUCAGCGUCCAGAGGACUGCUGGCAUUUCAACGUGACGAGCUGUUCGGAUGGUUUUACUCUCGAGCAGAAUAGCUCUGGUCGUGUGAGAGUGCGUUACAAAACAGAAAGAAGUGAGGGCGGUAGUGAUCGAACGACCGGAAAGGAAUUGCUGUGGCAGACUGUCCGAGAAGACUCUGCCACGAUCGCCGCGCAAUGUUCAAGGUCUAUUGAGCCCGCCAUUUUCUACCAAGCUACUUGCACGGCGGGUCUCCAAUAUGGUUCUCUCUUCCAGGGACUCAAGGAAAUUGCAGCCGGGGCAGACUGCUGCACCACUGUGGUCCAGGUUCCAGAUACACAGGCAUCAAUGCCCGCCGGCGCCCAGAGCUCGCAUCUGAUUCAUCCCACCACGCUGGACGUGAUAUUUCAUUCCAUGUUUGCGGCCAUAGGUGGCGAUCGUCUGGAUAUGUCCAGUGCUGCUGUACCCAUUGCGCUUGAAAGUCUCGUCAUCUACCCGAAUCUGUCUUCUGCAGCUGGUACAAUGAUGAAAACUUGCUGCCGCACCCGGCGUGAAGGAGAGCGAGACAUCGUAGCAGACAUUUGGGUUGCAGACGAGCAUGAUGAGCCCAAGCUUAUCAUCAAUAAGUUGCGGUGCCGGGAACUUACGGGUGCGAAGGAAAUCGCCAGCUCUUCCUCUGCACCAGCCAAAGCUCCGGUGGGAACACUUCUAUGGAAGCCUGAUAUUGCGUGGCUGGAUAAUACUCAGAUACAGAGAUAUGUGGCUGAUCAUCUCACAGAUGUCUCUGCAAUGCAGAAAAUUGUCGAUCUGGCAGCUCAUAAGAAUCCUGAUCUUGCUAUCAUGCAGAUCGGUUGUUCCGACAUUCUCAUCAAGUCUGUGCUUUCUGUAUUGGGAACAACCCCCGGCAGGACAAUGCGCUGCUCCAGCUAUACUAUUCUCGACAUGGAUACCGAGAGAGUCGCACAGAGCAAAGGCUUGUUCCAAGAAUGGGCAGAUUCUCUCUCUUUUGACCAAUUUGACGGACGGAAUGCGGCGUGGACCGAAAAUUCCAUAGAUCUGGCUAUUAUCUGCAGCAAUACAAUCGCCAACGAGGAGAUUCAACGCAUAAAAGAAUGCGUCCGCCCUGGAGGACUGUUAAUCAUGCAAAUUGAUCCAGAGCAAACCAGACGAUUGAAAGACCAUGAGCAUGGCAAAUCGAACUCCAAAACAAGGGCAUGGUUCAACAUCUCGCCUGAUCCGGCUUGGUAUAUCGGUAGAAAAACACCUAAUACUGUCUCUUGGGAGAACUCGACUGUCGUGAUCCUUGAACCCGCAAGCUUUUCAUCAAGCUCGACGGAAGUAUCUGCUCAACUCUCGCUGCAACUCGCCGCUCAUGGACUGCACGUCGAGACUGUCUGCUGGUCUACAGAUGUGUCUGACAUGCGGGGGAAGACGCUCAUAUCUCUGAUGGAAUUGGAUUCGCCAUUUCUACAAGAUCUUUGCACCGAGGAUUUUGCCGCCCUUCAGAUGCUCAUGCUUCAUAGCAAGCGUGUGCUUUGGGUGGCUAUGGGAGAGGACCCAGCAAUGCAAGCAGCCGUUGGCUACCUAAGAGUGCUCCAGAAUGAGAACGUGGAUCUUGAUCUGAGAUACUUGUUGCUGAAGAACGACGGAAGAUACACAGACCGCUCGCCAGAAAAGAUCGCGCAGACUGUGGCAGCUAUGGCUAAGUCGUCCACGACGGACCGAGAGUACAUGGAGUUCGAAGGAUGUAUUCAAAUCAACCGAUGGGUAGACGACGACCAUCUCCUCAGCAUCAUGGCAUCCAAUCGUAGCUCUUCGACAUCUGACCUGAUGCGUGUAGGUGAUAUCAGUGCCCCAUUACGACUUCAGGGCUCCAUUUACUCCGCCGUCGAAAGGACCGGUGGAGACUCCUUAGCAGAGAACGAAGUCUACGUCCAGGUGAUGGCAGUAGAUGUACACCACAGCGGCGUAUCUGCACUCGGAUUCAGCGGCAUAGUCACCGAAGUGGGCAACGGCUGCUCACGUCUCAAACCCGGUGACCAGGUCUGGGGUUGUGUUGGUAUAAACGCUCCUCAGACACGAAUUCAGGUUCCAGAGUCCUGGUGUCAAGACAUCCCUGCGGGUGGAUCAUUCGAAGACGCAGCCGCAUGGGCGAUCUCGCUUGGUACUGCACAUACGGCCUUGGUUGACAUUGCACGGCUUCGACCAGGCCAAAUUGUUGUUAUUCAAGCUGGAGCGAGCGCGGUUGGCCAAUUCGCAAUCCAAAUUGCCCAGCGACUUAUUGCAGCAAUCAUCAUCGUGACUGUCCGUGACCAGGAAGAACGUCUUGAGAUGGAAGCCCUUGGGGUCAGCUCGAAGUACAUCCUCGAGGAGAGCGAUCCAGACCUUGAGCUGGCUAUUGCUCAGCUGUGCAAUGGAAAUGGUGUGAACAUGAUAUUACACCAGGCCGCAGAGCACAAAUUACUCCCGCAGCUUUGGCGUUGUAUGGCUGCUGCGGGUGUUCUCGUGGAUCUUGAUGUCGAGAAUGUGACAAACAAAGAUAGUGAAGGCGAUCUACCAGCACUGUCUGUCGCUCCGUUCCGUCGAGGAGCUACAUACACUGCGUACAAUGCUGGCAAGCUGCUUCGCGAGGAUCCCCCUCGCACGCUUCCGAAUGCCACUUCCAAAACAUGUCUGGCCAGCAUCACAAUCCAUCAAAGCCGUUCAGUGGGUACACACCCCGCCCGGCAUGGCUGCGCCAUUCUUACCUUCGAAUCCAAUGGCCGCAUCCCCGUCACACCUGAACUUGCAAACCCGCUGAUCCUCGAUGGAGAUGCUACUUACCUCCUAGCCGGCGGCACAGGGGGGCUAGGAGCCAAUCUUGCGACGUUUCUGGCCGAAAAGGGGGCCACACACCUCGCCAUCGUGUCCCGAUCGGGCUCAUCCGCUGCAAGUGCCAUCUCAGUCAUUCAAGAUCUGACACCGAUGGGCGUAAAUGUCCGGUUCUACGCAGCAGACAUUUCGAACGAGGCAGCCAUGCACCAGGUAUUAGAUCAAUGCGCCCGCGAAAUGCCACCCAUCCGAGGCGUUUUGCAGUGUGCCGCCGUGCUCGAAGACUCCAUUUACCACAACAUGACCCAUGCGCAAUGGCGGACUGCCACCCGACCCAAGAUGCACGGCUCGAUGAUCCUCCAUCGACUCCUUCUACAGCGCGAUCUGCAAUUCUUCGUCAUGCUCAGCUCUAUCGCUGGUGUGGUGGGUAACCGCAGUCAAGCCAACUACGCGGCUGGUAAUACAUUCCAAGACGCGCUGGCUCACUACCGCCGCAGCUUGGGUCUGCCGGCUGUUAGUAUCGACCUCGGCCUGAUGUUGGGUAUUGGUCUUAUCGCUGAACGCGGCGGUGCAACCAACCUGAAGAAAUGGGAGGCAGUGGGUAUUCACGAGGCAGAGUUCCAUGCCCUACUGACAGCGGCUAUGACGGGGACAUGGAGUGGCUCACCGGUGCCUACGCAGCUUAUUUCGGGUCUACCCACGGGUGGUAUCCUUGAGUCUGAGGGUCUGGAACGGCCGUUCUACUUUGACAACCCGCGAUUUGCGUAUUUGAAAAAGAAAGACCUCGAUCAGACAAAAUCAAAGAUGGUGAUGGGCGGGCAAAAAGGGAAUGAUAUUGCGCUGUUGGUGUCGCAGUUGGGUAAAGUGCAGUCGAAAAGUGAGGCCGCCGAUCUCAUUGUUCACUGCCUGAAGCAGCGACUCGCUCGGGAAUUGCAGACAGCGGUUGAAAACAUUGAUGCCAGCCAGCCCUUGCACAGCUAUGGCAUUGAUUCUCUUCUUGCUGUCGAGAUUCGCACGUGGAUCUUGGUGAACUUGCAGGCCGAGCUAAGCUUGUUCGAUGUCUUGGGUGGCGGCAGUAUUCAUGCUCUCGCGAGUCGUAUUGUUGGUAUCUCAAAGACUGUUCCGAGUGAUUUAUAA